GUGGAGUAUAAAAAUUACAAAUGAGCUGUCGGAAUCUUGAGUUCCGACCAGUAGCUUUUAUUAAAAAGCAUAUGUAUGUAACUCCGACAGAAGUAUUUCCCCGAAACCCUAUAAAUUUCCACCUAAAUUUGCCAUCCAAACGCCAAAGUCCCUUAGUUUUAGAAAUCACUUCGGGUGUGUAGCUGUUUCACUCCGGCGAGAUCAAGGGUGGUGCCGGCUUGCCAGUGAGGUGCAGCGUCGAGUGCUACAAGUUCAGGAUCACCCGACACCAACACCGCCUCCUCUCCACCACAAAGAAACAGUCACCGUCACUCAGUUUUGCUGGGGGAGGUGCAUGUCACCACACUCAUAGCCUCUCUGGGAUGCUGACGGCAAUGGUCGAAUUGCGUUUGGAGACAAAGGUGUCUCUGAUAAGCUGCAAAUGCCACUAGAAACUUCACACCAAGAAACUUUGACUUGGGACCAAUCAAGGUCGCUCGGACGACGUUGGCAUGGCCGGAGAAACCAGCCGUAGUGGUGGAGACGGCCACUAUGAAAACGUGGAACGAAGGAAAAUUAAUGAUCCUUCAUCUCCCUAUUUUCUCUCAAGCUCGGAUCACCCCGGCAUGGUGAUAUGCGCUGUUGUUCUCAAAGGGGAGAAUAACUAUCGUGAAUGGAGUACGGCCAUGAAAAACGCAUUUCGUGCUAAAAGGAAGAUAGGGUUUCUUGACGGAUCCAUUGAACGACCUCUAAAUGCACCGAGGGAUCUUGAAGAUUGGUUAACCGUCAAUUCCAUGGCGGUGGGAUGGAUUAUGACUUCUGUGGAUUCGAGUUUGAGAACCAAUCUCGCUUACAUGGAAAGCGUGCACGAUCUCUGGACAGAUUUGGAGACACGCCUUUCGGUUGGUGAUGCUAUGAGAACUCAUGAGUUAAAAGAACUCAUUCGAAAUUGCAGGCAUCAUGGUCAAACGAUUACGUCUUAUUUCGGGCAACUGAGAGCGUUGUGGGAAGAAUAUGAUGGCGUACGAAACUUUCCCCAGUGCAAGUGCAAUGGAUGCACGUGUGAUCUCAAGAAACUUUUUCUUAAACAUGUGGAGUCGGAGAAAAUACAUGACUUUCUAAUGGGUCUUGACCGAGAGACGUAUGGAACUUUGAGGUCCAACAUAUUGGGCACUGAUGACUUGCCUUCGCUGACUAAAGUAUAUCACUUGGUGGUGCAAGAAGAACGGCACCAAAAUUUGACACGAGGAAACGAGGACAAACCUGAGGCAGUCGUGUUUGCGGCGCGUUCCGGACCUGCAGCCGGUAGGGAAGACCGGGUGAAGUGCACCUUCUGCCACAAGACGGGUCAUGAAAUUGAGAACUGCUUCCGACGGACCGGAGUUUACCCAGACUGGUGGCACGACAAACUGGGACAAUCAGGAACUGGAACGAGCCGUGGAGGAAGAGGACGGACUGGACCAAGCCGUGGAGGACCUGGACGCGGAAAUUCUGGACAGAGUGCGGGACGUGGUGGCGUGCAAGCCAUGCACGUGGGAGAGUAUCAGCCCGAGAGUCAGAUAAUGCAGGGAGGAAAAGAGAUAACUCUGCAUAAACCUGGCUUCACCGACGAACAGUGGCAAACGUUUAUCAAGCUGAUGGAGAACUGUAAGGCCACAAAUUCGGAAGAAAAACUCUCAGGUACACAGAUUCCUAACGAAUGGAUACUCGACUCGGGUGCCUCGUAUCACAUGACCGGGAAUAACAACAUACUGACAAAGAUAAUACGAAUAACGCCGGUGGCGGUGACGAUGGCCAAUGGUGAUAUUACCAAAGCAACCGGGGUCUAUUAUUUCCGGGGUCUGGAACGAGCACAGGCAUUUGCUGUAGAAGGUCCGAAUUUGGGAAUUUUGUGGCAUGCAAGGUUGGGACACCCAUCAAUAAAAGUUAUGCAUUCGCUUGGUUAUUUGAGUAAACCUUUAUUAAAUUAUGUUUAAAUUAUGUUCAGAAUAAAACGUGUGAUGCCUGCAUGAGAGGCAAACAAACGCGUGAUGGUUUUGUUACUAGUAGUGCUAGAGCUGUUGAACUUUUUGAAUUGAUACAUUGUGAUAUUUGGGGUCCAUACCGUGUUGUGUCUUCGUGUGGAGCACGUUAUUUCUUGACCGUGGUAGAUGAUUUUUCUAGGGCUGUGUGGGUGCACCUGAUGAAAGAAAAAAGUGAAGUAAAAAUUAUUCUCAAACAAUUUUUUGCCAUGGUUGAUAGACAAUUUAACAAAAAUGUAAAGGUGGUACGAAGUGACAAUGGCAAAGAAUUUGUAGGACUCCAAGAAUAUUUUCGGAACAGUGGGAUAAUUUUUCAAACAUCUUGUGUUUACACCCCUCAACAGAAUGGAAGAGUGGAACGGAAACAUAGACACAUUUUAGAAAUGGCCAGGACCUUGCGUUUCCAUGCGAAUUUACCUAUCAAUUUUUGGGGGGAAUGUGUUCUUGCUGCAGGAUAUUUAAUAAACCGGUUACCUACGCCCGUGAUAGGUAAUAAAAGUCCCUAUGAGUUGCUAUAUAACAAAUUGCCAUUAUAUAGUCAACUACGUGUUUUUGGUUGCCUAUGCUAUGCCCAUGCAUCGAAAACCGGAGGUGAUAAAUUUGCACCUAGAGGCGUGAAGUGUGUGUUCUUGGGUAAUGCAUAUUCUCAAAAGGGUUGGAAAGUUUAUGAUCUACAAAACAAACGUCACUUCAUCUCUCGUGAUAUCAAAUUUAUUGAACACGAAUUCCCUUUUCGGGUUGAGUGGUAUGCUCCAGAAAGUAAGGAAGAUGGUGGAGUUAAUCUGCCUGCAUGGGAAUCUCACGUGCAUGGAGAUAACGAAGUUGACACGGAUCAAAUAUGUGAAGCAACUGAUGCAUGUGACAGUGCAGCUCGAACGGGCAGUGAGGAAACUGAUGGGACCUCACAACACGCGGCGAAUUCACAAGCAUCCUUGACCGGUAGUUCUGAUGCGAUGGCUGAGAAUAAUCCGGAUAAUCAUGCCCAUGUGACCACUCCUGGACAGAACCGAAGAAGUGAUCGUCCACGAAAAACUCCUGCAUGGCAUAACGAUUAUGAGGUACAAAUGCACACGGUUACAAUAAACUCUCACCCCGUCGCUACGCCUACCCUCACGCCCGAAUCAGGUACUCCUUAUUCACUAACUCAUUAUAUAAAAUAUAAUCAUUUUUCGGUUCCGCACCGAGCUUUCCUUGCAGCUAUAAGCAUGACCAAGGAACCCAACAGCUUUGGAGAGGCAGUACGAGACCCACGCUGGAGGGAAGCUAUGACCCGUGAAAUUCAAGCACUUGAACGCACCAGGACUUGGGAGAUCCGUGAUUUGUCACCCGGAAAAAGGGCUAUUUAUUGUAAAUGGGUGUACAAAAUCAAAUACAAAAGUGACGGGUCGGUGGAACGUUAUAAAGCUCGUCUUGUUGUCUGUGGGAACCGACAGGUACAGGGUAUUGAUUAUAAUGAGACUUUUGCUCCAGUAGCUAAAAUGGUGACGGUGCGUACCAUAUUAGCGGUUGCGGCCUCUUGUCAUUGGGAGCUACAUCAGAUGGAUGUAGAUAAUGCCUUUCUUCAUGGUGAUCUACACGAGGAAGUGUACAUGCACCUUCCACCAGGAUACUCUGCAUCGUCCCCUGGAAAGGUGUGUCGCUUGCUCCGAUCUCUUUAUGGGCUGCGUCAGGCACCCCGAUGCUGGUUCUCUAAACUGAGUACCUCCUUGCGGGGGUAUGGCUUUACACAGUCGCAUGCAGACUACUCUUUGUUCACCUUGCGCAGAGAUCGACGAAUCAUGUGUGUGCUCAUAUAUGUCGAUGACUUGCUAAUUACUGGGAAUGAUCGUGACAUGAUAAAACAGUUUAAAACAUAUCUGGCCGAAACAUUUCCUGUCAAGGACUUGGGUGUCAUGAAAUAUUUUCUUGGCAUUGAAGUCGCGAGAAAUCCCACAGGCAUUUACCUCUGUCAACGAAAGUAUGUACUUGAUAUUUUGACCGAGACUGGGAUGACAAGUUGCAAGCCAGUCACCUUUCCUAUGGUACAAAACCAUCGCUUACAGUCUGAUUCUGGUCCUCACUUUUCCGAUCCUGAACGCUAUCGCAGGCUGGUUGGAAAACUUAUUUAUCUGACUUUGACCCGACCUGACAUUUGCUAUUCAGUGCAUAUUCUCUCACAAUUUAUGCAACACCCCAGGCUGGCUCAUUGGGAGGCUGUGCUUCGGGUUCUCCGAUACCUCAAGGGCAGUCCGGGACAGGGUAUAUUACUACGCUCCGAUUCGUCUCUCUCUCUGACUGGUCAUUGCGAUGCUGACUGGGCAAGUUGUCCAGUUACUCGUCGCUCGGUCACUGGAUAUUUUGUAUCUCUCGGAUUCUCUCCGAUUUCAUGGCGUACCAAAAAGCAAGCCACUGUCUCCCGAUCCUCUGCAGAAGCCGAGUAUCGAUCCAUGGCAUCCUUGACUUGUGAACUUAUUUGGCUCCGAAACCUCCUUCGCUCGUUGGGUGUGACACACGCCGGUCCGGUCCAUCUCUACUGUGACAAUCAAGCCGCACUGCACAUUGCCUCAAAUCCGGUAUUUCAUGAGCGUACCAAACACAUCGAGCUUGAUUGUCAUUUUAUACGUGAUCACAUUCAAGCUGGGACCAUUGCCCCGGCCUACACACCUACCACCGAGCAACCUGCAGACUUACUCACUAAAGCACUUGGCGCUCAACAAUUCUCUUAUUUACUCCACAAGAUGGGCAUUUUCGAUCCCCAUGCUCCAUCUUGAGGGGGGUGUUAGCAAUCUAUUAUUAUGUUGUGUACAUAAGUUUCUUUUAUGUAACGUUUUAGUCUUUGUAUUAGACUAGGAAAGUACUUAGUCUUUGUAUUAGACUAGGAAAGUAGAUAGCAUUUAAUUUUUCUUGAUUUUCUUUCCAAAAGCCACGCAUGGCUGGUACGUUUGGCCUGUAUAUAUGUUAACGCAUGUGCGUUUUGUGAGACAAGGAAAUACAGAAUAAUUUCCCAAAUAUUCAUAUCUUAUUCUUACCUUUUAUCAUUAUAAUAAAGCUCGGUAAAAUAACAAGCCAAGGGACACACAUAUACACUUAGCCCCAUAAAUAAUUAGAUACGUAUAGUACUCACUUUUGGUGUGAAGUUUGUAGUGACAUUUGCAGCUGAACAGAGAUACUUUUGUUCCCAAACGCAAUUAGGCCAUUGCCGUCAGCUGCAAAACACAAAGAAAAGGAAUACCGAACCAACCCUACCCCGGCCUGCAGAUGAUAACUGAUUGGGUACAUCCAAAGCGUCGUGCCCCAGCCCAAUCAGCCCGUUAACUGCUGCCAUGCUCAAAAUAUAUAACUCCCCUUUCUACUUCUCCACACAUAUAUAUAGUUUUUUGAUCAAGUAUAUAUGUAUAAACGAUGUAAUUAAUUUAAAACUAUAUAUUGGUUAGCUAGCCAAUCAGCCGUGUAAUUAGUUACCUGUCUGUGUUACUCCCUCCACCCCGCAAAAUUAUUCUCACCGUCUUUUUGGGCCAUCUCAAAAAAUUGUUCCCAAAUUUUUAAAAAAGUUUUGUGUGACUAACAUUCAUGAAAAAAAACUGUACUAGUAUAAGACUAAGACAAACAAAGUGCACAUAAGGACCAUCAUUCUUUUUUUUUUGUUUCUAAAAUUGAACUAUUCACUCUUAAUAGGGCAUGUUUUGUACUUUUAAUAGGAUCAAAUAAGUCAUUUUUUGAGAAUAAAAUACAUGUAGUCCUCUUUGUGCAUGUUGGCUGAGUUUUGGUCCUAUUUAGAGAAAUUUCUAAACAUUCAUAUACCUUUUUCUUAUUCAACCACAAUCAUACGUUUCCAUUUUAUUUUCACUUUCUUAUAAUCUGGUCCAAGUAAAACCGGAAACUAUUUUCGGGCCGGAGAAAAUAUUAUUUUGUUUUUUUAAUUGGUAGGUAAUAGUCAAAGCUGUGUACGUGUACACAAAAACUUAACAGUACCUGAAUAUGACGAGCGCAUGAACAAGCCAAGUUUCAUUAUCAUAAGUUUCAAGGUACACAAUAUCCUUCACCAGGAUUCCCUUGGAUGAGGUAUUGGGAGCCAUGUAAUUAAUCUCAUAAGGGCAUGGUGUGGGGUCCAUGGUCGAGCAUUCCAUCUCAUCGUUAGCCGGCCCCGCACAAUCAGGGCUGUUGCAAAAUACAACCUCACUCGUAGAUGAAGAGCGCGGGUUGUAAAUGUUCAGAUUCUUUUCCUAUUUCUAUAUAUACACACACACAUAUAUCAAUAUAUGCAUGGUAGGUUUCAAAUGGAAAUGGGUGAAAAAUAAGAACAAUAUUAUUACAAGUACAAAUUUUACACAAGGCUUAAAAUAAAUAAAUAGGAGUAAAUAUAAGAAAUACUAGUAUUUCUUAUAUUUAUAUAGUACUAUAUAAAUAAAAUAAAAUGUAUUUCUAUUGCAUGUAAUUGUACGCGCGCGCAUACGUAGUACUACUAUACGUGUAUUAUAUUUCCACUUUUCUCGAAUGUUUAGGUUUUCAGAAGAACACCUUUUCACUGAAGGGAUCUCUGCCCCUAGAUAUAUAUGGAGUGCUUUAUUUUUCACAUGAAAAAACUACAAUAAAAAUAUUUGAAUCAAACUCCACUGUAUUACUUACUUCUCCCGUAGAUGUUGUGAGGGUGCGUGCACAGUCGAGACAACCGCACGGCAACCAAAACACGACACUCCCCGUAUCCAGUGCUACCAAAUAUGACUUCGGAGGUGUCCCAAUAUGUAUUUCAGAAUAAUGGAGGCUAAAAUAUAUUUAAAUCAAUCCACCAACGUAACAAACAUAUGUUUCACCAUAAUCGUUUUCUUAUAAUUUAUGAACGAAUGUACUUACCAUCCCAGAGAAGCUAUGAGUGUGGUGACACCGCCCCCAGCAAAACUGAGUGACGGCGACCGUUUCUUUGUGGUGGAAAGGAGGCGGUGUUGGUCUCGGGCGAUCCAGAGUUUGUAAUACUCGGCGGUUCCCCUUUGUGGCAAGCCGGCACCACCCUUGAUCUCAUCGGAGUGGUACACAUUAUACGUAUGCUUCAUACAAUCAUACCCAUAACAUAUGAAAAUUGUAAUGAGUGGAUAAAAAGAACCAAAGUAAAUCCUAUUGAUAUCAUUAGUUUGGCCAUAUUCUCAAUUAGUGAGCUAGCGCUGGCCGGUGAUGUUCCCUGGAUAAUCGAUUUCAAUUCCUCAACUAUUUUAUGUUGUGAGCUAGGUAGCUGGUUGAGAGUAUAUAUAUAUAUAGGGAAGAGUUCAAAUGAAAAGUGGUCUUCCCGUGCAAAGUGAAAAGUUUUCACUUUUUCAUGUUUCGCUUAUACUUUUUGUUGUUUGCGUUGCACUUUUUGGCCAUUUUGAUUUUGGCCAAAUUCGGCCAAAAUGACGGUGGCAGUUUUGUAAAUAAACCAAUUUUUUUGAGCUAUCGCGAAAAAGUGCAACGAAAACAUGAAAAAGUGCAAGCGAAACAUGAAAAAGUGUAAACUUUUCACUUUGCACGUUAAGACCUCUUUUUAUUUGAACCAUCCCCUAUAUAUAUAUAUAUAUAUAUAUAUAUAUAUAUAUAUAUAUAUAUAUAUAUAUGUAUGUAUGUAUGUAUAUAUAUAUUUAGAUAAGAGAUCAAAUACAAACCAUGCUUAAAAUACUAACCUACAAACUCCAUAAUAUGCAUCGCUUUGAACUUCAAUAUGCAGUAAAAAUAAUGUAAAGAUACAGGGGUGAGAUCACAUACAAACUAGUCAUCUCAUUCAAAUCAUUUUUGCAUUAUUUGUAUUGCACAUUGAAGUUCAAAGUGUUUCAUAUUAUUCAUGUCAUAAAAUAGCAAUUUCAUGUUUACAUUAUUUAUAUUGCAUAUUGAAAUUCAAAGAGUGCAUCUUUACAUUAUUUGUACUGCAUAUUAAAGUUCAAAGUGUUGCAUAUUAUUGAGUUUGUAGGUUAGUAAGUUAAACAUGGUUUGUAUGUGAUCUCACCUAUAUAUAUAUAUAUAUAUAUAUAUAUAUAUAUAUAUAUAUAUAUAUAUAGGGGCAAGAUCCCAUACAAACCAAGCUUCCAGUGCAAACUACAAACUAACGACAUCCGUUAGAUUGGCUAAAACGGACCGCUGAUACGUAUGGGCUGCAUUGUUUAAACUGUGCACUGAGAUGCAGGGGAUGAAACAAAUUCCACGGUUUGAAAUGUUUACGCAUUUAAAAAGGUCACAAAGGUAAUUUUAGAUUUCCAAAACAAAACCGCCGAAAUCAAAAUUGGGAUUAACUUUAGAAAUCCCUAACUUUACGGUUAAUAUCCACUAAGAAGGUAACUGGCCACGAAUACCAACGUGAAUAAAGGUAAGUUGCAGAACAUACAAACAGAGGAAGCAUCUCGGUCGAAGACUGGAGCAAGUUGUUCGAAGCCUGGAGAAAGGUUUUCGAAGAUUUUUAAGUGACGUUGAGUGCAGUGAAGGCUUGGUGUUUGAUGAAGGAAGAGACGCUCCUGUGAUGAAUAUGCAGCAUGAUGAGCGCAGAGAAAUGAAUUGAAAGGCAAAGGCAGGAAAACAAAUUCAAGUUUAAUUUGUUAUGAACUUUAAUAUCAUAGAUUCCAUACAGGUGUUGAGAUCUUUACAAAAGAUAUUUUGUCAUGUAUAAUAUGACAUUGACAAUUGUAAUAUGCAAUACAAAACAUAUAAAAAUG
Cuscuta europaea is the source of this 8647-nucleotide messenger RNA. Lineage: Eukaryota; Viridiplantae; Streptophyta; Magnoliopsida; Solanales; Convolvulaceae. The record is from the annotation of a GenBank genome assembly.